This is a messenger RNA of Pocillopora verrucosa, 3163 nucleotides long. RefSeq lists its product as uncharacterized. Gene Ontology annotation, biological process: glutathione metabolic process. Gene Ontology annotation, molecular function: 5-oxoprolinase (ATP-hydrolyzing) activity. NCBI's taxonomy places the organism in Eukaryota, Metazoa, Cnidaria, Anthozoa, Scleractinia, Pocilloporidae. The record is from RefSeq and is a predicted model, not a curated record. Gene Ontology annotation, cellular component: cytosol.
AAUGCAGGGGUGUUCCGUUCUCCACUAAUCCGCCAACAGCUAGUGAUUCGUACAUGAUAACCUCCAUUAGCCUCCACGAACGUCCCCAAUUCUCAAAGGUGUGAAGUUGAAGGGUGCAGAAUAAAGUGUGCAAAACCAUGUCCAAUGUUCCGUGGCUUUGCAUUGGGGUUGAUGUUGGUGGAACAAACACUGAUGCUGUGAUCCUGCAACAGAAGACUGUUCUAUCCUCAGCCAAAGUUCCCACCACAGAAGAUGUUACAUCUGGUAUCACUGAAGCAAUUAAAUCAACUCUCACCCAGCUUCCUGACGAAUUUCAACCAAAUCCAACUCAGUAUGUUGCAAGGGUUAACAUUGGCACCACUCAUUUUGUGAAUGCUGUUGUUCAAAGGAAAUUCCUCACUAAAGUGGCUGUAUUAAGGUUAUGUGGACCAGCAACUAAAGCCAUCCCACCUCUGUGUGAUUUCCCCGCAGAUCUGAGGAAUGUCAUUGGUGGAAUGCAUUUUUUUCUCAAUGGAGGAUUUCAAUAUGAUUGUUCAAGUAUUACUGAUGUUGAUGAGAAUGAAGUAAAAAGGGUUGCUAAUGAAGUACAAGCAGCAGGAAUAAGAAACAUUGCUGUUGUUGGAGUUUUCUCUCCUGCCUCUAAAGAGCAAGAAGUCCAAGUGGCUGAGAUCAUCAGAUCAGUUCACCCAGGUAUGAGUAUGACGCUUUCGCAUGAAGUGGGUUUGAUUGGCUUACUAGAGCGUGAGAAUGCAACUGUUUUAAAUGAGAGCCUAAAACCACUAUGCAAAAGGACUGUGGGAGCAUUCUGUUCAGCCUUGAGGAAUCUUGGUUUGAAGUGUCCAUUUUAUCUCACACAGAAUGAUGGAACCAUAAUAAGUGCAGAGCAAGCUUUACAUCUGCCUGUGUUAACAUUUGCAUCAGGCCCAACAAACAGCAUGCGAGGAGCUGCAUUCUUGUCAGGUGUGCAAGAUGCAAUAGUUAUUGACAUUGGAGGAACAACCUCUGAUGUAGGAGUUCUUAAAGGAGGAUUUCCAAGACAAGCUUCUACAAGGGUUAAGAUUGGAGGUGUGAACACCAACUUUCGAAUGCCUGAUGUAUUAAGUGUGGGACUUGGAGGAGGAUCAGUAGUGGAACAAUUACAGGAGGGUAUCACCGUGGGUCCAUUAAGUGUUGCUUACAAGUUGAAGACCGAAGCGUUAGUGUUUGGAGGGAAGACCAUGACAUCAACAGACAUUGCUGUUGCUUCUGGCCUGUGUAACAUUGGAGAUAAGGAAAGAAUUAAGGACAUUCCCAAGGAUGUCAGGGUUGGAGCAAUGGCAGAGAUCAAGAGAAAAAUUGAAGCUGCAGUUGAUCGGGUUAAGUUCAGUGGUGAGGACCAGCCUGUAAUUCUUGUUGGUGGAGGUAGUGUUCUUGUGGAUUUAUCACAGAAAUUAAAAGGAGCCUCAAAAGUUUUAUGCCCUCCAUACUAUCAGGUUGCCAAUGCGGUGGGCGCUGCCUUGAGUAAAGUUAGCGGAACAUUUGAUCAAGUUGUUCCUUUGAAAAAUACAACUCGUGAAAAAGUAGGUAAUGAGGCCGAACAGAUGGCGCGUAAAAGAGCCAUGGAGGCUGGGGCUGACGAACAAACCUUACAAGUUAUUGAUAGGGAUGAGGUACCACUGGCGUAUCUGCCUGGUAAUGUAGUGCGGUGUUUUCUGAAAGUUGUUGGUGAUUUAGCAGAGUGCAAAGCCAAUAGCCCCGAGGAGCUAUCACAGUUAGGCACAGACAUAUACAGUGUCUUAUCAGCCGAGGAGUUCUCUCCCAUUCAAGAAGUUUCUGGUGAGGAGCAGCAGCCCAGCACACAAGAAGAGGACGACAUUGUAUUCAGUGAUCCGUAUGUAGACCCUGUAACAGGUGACUGGAUUCUGAGCAGGUUUGAUGUCGAGUGUAUCACCAUAGGAGCCGGUAUCAUGGGGUGUGGAGGGGGAGGUAGUCCUUACCUUGGGAGACUAAGGGCACUGGAGCUUAUCAGGAAGAACAAGGAAAUUCGUGUUAUUCAUCCAAACAGGUUAGGAUCCACUCCUGAACUAACGGGUACCGUGGUGACACCUGCCUUUAUGGGUGCACCAGUUAUCUUGAUCGAGAAGCUUUUCAGUGGACAAGAAAGUCUCUCAGCUGUGAAAGCAGCUGUAGCAGUUUUAUGCGCUGGUGAUGCUGUUAAUGAACAUGACAAUGGAGAAGGAAUCAAGGAAGUCAAAGGUGUUCAAGAGUGGAUGUCUGCCAAUAAUGAGCCUCAAUCCACUAAGAAACCCGUGGCUGUUGUAUGUGCGGAGAUAGGAGGUGCCAACUCUAUCGAGCCCUUAGUGGCUGGAGCAGAACUGGGACUCCCCAUCGUGGAUGCGGAUGGCAUGGGACGAGCGUUUCCUGAGUUGCAAAUGUUUUUGCCGUUUGUUUAUGGUAGCCCAGCAUACCCAGCGGCCGUUGGAGAUGAAAAAGGAAAUGUGGUCGCGUUGACAUUUGCUGAAACACCCAAACACUUAGAAGGCUUUCUUAGAAUUAAAACGGUAGAGAUGGGCUGCAUGGUUGGCUUUACGUUUGUCCUUGACUGGAAAGAUGUGCAACAAAAAAGUGCCCUGUAUACUGUGAGUAGAACAUGGCGUCUGGGUAACACUGUUCUUCGUGCCAGACACAAAAAGGCGUCCCCAGUGAAUAGCAUUCUUCAGCAUGAAAAUGGAAAACUCUUAAUGAUUGGCAAGAUAGCGGACGUAAGCCGUGUAACUGAAGGCGCCUUUAACAGAGGAAGGUUGCUCAUUGAAGGCUCCGGACAAUUUAAUAAUCAGAACCUUGGUAUUGAAUUCCAGAAUGAAAACUACGUGGCUUUUGUUACAAAAUAUGAUGGCUCCAGGAGUGUUCUUGCUACGGUUCCUGAUUUGAUCUCUUUAGUAGAUGAAGAUACAGGCCAGCCAAUCACAACAGAGGAAGUUCGUUAUGGCCUCCGAGUGGCUGUCAUCGUCAUGCCUUGCUCUCCUCUAUGGACCACCCCGCAGGGACUGGCAGUUGGAGGCCCGGUGGCGUUUGGGUAUAAUGACGUUGUUUAUAGUCCUGUGGAUUCGUAUGAGGAGCACCCUCCCAUCCCCAGAAACUGAUGAAUUUUUAAAUAGGAAAUAAAAGCAUUAUUUCACACAAA